Hermetia illucens (black soldier fly) is the source of this 1428-nucleotide messenger RNA. RefSeq lists its product as uncharacterized. The record is from RefSeq and is a predicted model, not a curated record. Bases 1 to 1428 code for a protein of 475 amino acids. Lineage: Eukaryota; Metazoa; Arthropoda; Insecta; Diptera; Stratiomyidae. The transcript has a single exon.
AUGAGCGAUAUCCUGAACGUUACACGUAAAAUCAGUUUUGAUAAUAGUAUAUCAAAAAUCGAAUACCAUAGCUACUCUCCAUUCUUAUCAUCAUACAACUCCAGUGAUGAAAUCCGAAUACCCAUACAACAACAGGAUUUGUGUAUUUUGCCGAGUCAGAGUUUCAUUUACAUUGCAGGCGCCUUAACUAAAACAGAUGGAACAAUAUCAGCACUAGCUAAAUUGACGAAUAAUAGCGUAGCUUUCCUAUUUGAUGAGAUAAGAUAUGAACUGAAUGGAGUAGAAAUCGAUCGAAACAAAAAUGUGGGAAUAACAUCGACCUUAAAAAAUUAUGUAUCACUUAAUGAAAACGAAAGUAAAAUGCUUUAUAAUGCCGCUUGGUCACCGAACGAAUCUAUCACACCGUCAAGUGGUUACUUCAACUUUUCUAUUCCGCUAAGAAAACUUUUGGGAUUUGCCGAGGACUACAAGAAAAUUAUUGUAAACGCUAAACACGAGCUAAUUUUGGUUCGCACAAGAAGCGAUGAAAAUGCAUUUAUUUCAUCCACUGAUAAUGUACACAUCAAAAUUUUUAAACUACAGUGGAAGGUGCCCCAUGUUAAUCCCGAUGGCGCUGAAAAAUUGUCAAUGUUGAAAUAUAUUGAAUCGGGACAUCCGAUUCAAAUAAGCUUUCGAAAUUGGGAACUGUACGAAUAUCCGGUUCUACCCACAACAACAGAUCAUGUGUGGAAUGUGAAAACCACAGGUCAACUCGAAAAACCUCGAUAUGUUAUUUUAGCUUUACAGACAAAUCGAAAAAAUCUCAAAGACAAAGAUGCCAGCAAAUUUGAUCACUGUGAUUUAACAAAUAUCAAAAUACAUUUAAACUCCGAAUCGUAUCCUUAUGACGAUAUGAAUAUUAAAUUUUCCCGUGAUCGAUUCGCUCUUCUCUAUGAUAUGUACUGCAAUUUUCAACAAUCUUAUUACGGUGUACAACCUCAGCCACUACUUUCACGAAGCGAAUAUAAGGAAUCUGCACCAAUUAUAGUAAUUGAUUGUUCACGUCAAAAUGAAUCCAUGAAAUCUGGCAGUUUUUCAACACUAUCAAGAGAGCUGCAAUCUCAGGGACACUGGGUAUACGAAAAUCAUCAUGGAUUGAAAUGGGAAGGUGGACUAACAACAUUUUGGGAAGUGAAAGAAUAUUUACUUCUAAACAUGAAAAAUACAACCAUCUACGUCAAAGGAACAGAGAAGAAAAAAUGGCUGGAUGAUUUGCUGGGAAAUAUUGCACUAGUAUUCAAUGUGGAGGAUCACAGCUGUCCGAAUCUAAAAUCACUGAAACAAAAUUAUCCCGACAUGUUACGCUGUAAUGCCCACAGCGGAUGUUGCGCGCUACAAAACGCAUUCCUUCUGAAAAAAUUUAUAACUCAAAAUAAUAAUCAAAUGUAA